AAUGAUUGAUCGAUCAACGUCAAAUCGAUGCUGAUUCAACGUCGCUCGACGUCAAAUCGAUGUUAAUUCAAUCGACGUUAAUUCGAUUGAUUAUUGAUCGAUCAAUCACUUGUAGCUGGGAAUGUAAUAAAAAGGAGCCUCUACUGUUACUGGCAUUAGACCACGCAUAACUGUUUACACGUCUAUCGACAGUUAUCGGUAUUGUUGUGCAGCUUUUUCAUAUAAAGUAUCUGCGCAACGACACCGAGAACUGUCAGUAGGCAUGUAAAGAUAGUUAUGGAAUCGCGCCCCUGGCAUCUCUGAAGAUCGAUUCUGUAUUUUAAAACGAGGUAAAAAUUACAAAGAUACAGAAUCGACUCCCUGGGCGGAAUGCGAAACUCCAAGGAGUUCCAGCGAAGGAUCUAUUGUAGUAUGGUCCACCUCACCACGUCAAGGUGGCACACCAUGAUGGGAGAUUGCUAAAAUUAAAAUAAUUUAAUAGAAAGUUACUAGUCAAUUCUGCUGAACAGCAAAUGCGAUUGGAAAAAGAGGAAGUAAAGAAGAUGAAAACUGUGGCUCAAGAGAGAAAAUACUCUCCACUUAAAGAAGAAAUUAUCUACUUUUGACGACAAUGAAGAACGUUCGCAGCUGUCACAAUUUCAAAAAUAAGUAAUAUGGAAAAUAGAAUAUCCAAUAUAUACGUAUGUUGCGAUACAAGAAAUUAUGAUUUCCGUCAUUAUUUUUAUUAUUAAUCAAUUAUAAAUACAAUACAAACAUGCCUUCAAAAUAUGGAUUUUUAUUGCUGCUUGUUUGCAUAGGAUGUGUUUUGUUAUUUAUUGCAUUCAUGGAGAAAAGUUUAUGGUCAAAGGGAGAAAUUCCGAAAAUAAAUCUAAUACAGCUUGAAACAAUAUAUGAAGUAACUGAUACAUCAUCAAAAAUUUCUAGAAUCAUAAUUGAACCAUCAUGCAAUGCUACUUUUGUGAUAUGGAUUGUCACAUCUUAUGCGGGUGAGCCUUCAGCAAGGAGUGCUUUACGGCGAGCUUAUACAGAUGAAGAAUUGCAGGUUUUAGGAAUCAGAAGAGUAUUUUUACUUGGUACAUUAAAUGAUUAUGCCGAAAAGAAGACACAUAUGCUGCAAAAUGCAUUGUUGGACGAGUCACGACGAUUCAAUGACUUACUUCAGGGAGAUUUUUUAGACACUUAUAGAAAUUUAACUCGCAAGCACUUGAUGGGUCUUCAAUGGGCAGCAAAUAAUUGCAAAGAUGUUAAAUAUAUUAUGAAAAUGGACGAUGAUAUUAUUGUAAAUAUAUAUGGCAUAUUAGAGAAAUUACACUCAGGUAUGAUAGAAAAGAAUUCUUUGACUGGUUAUAUUAUGAAAGAUAUGAUUCCUGUUCGAGAACCAGCCAAUAAAUGGUAUGUGAGUAAGGCGGAAUAUAUAAAUAAUAUUUAUCCCGACUUUGUCUCUGGCUGGCUAUACAUCACGCAUCCGCAAAUAGCAAGUCGACUGAUUAAUUACGCCGUGUCUUCCCAUGAAUACUUUUGGAUAGACGAUGUAUUUGUCACUGGUAUCCUCAGACAAGCUCUAAACAUAAAAAUUCAAAAUAUCAGUGAGUUGUUUACGACAGAUUAUAGAUAUUUGGAAUGUUGUAUAAAGGGAAAAGCGAAUCUACUGAAAUGCGAAUUCUUGGCUGGUCCUAAUGGCGGCGAUACCGAGUUACAAGUGAGAUUCAAGGAAUUUGCAAAAUUUUGCCAUGCAAAUUGUUCCAUCCGCAAGGAGAGUAAUCUUGUUGGUAAGACCUGCGUAGUGGCGUACAAGGAGCCAAAAUUAUAUAAAGGUGCUGUGCAAAUAAAUCCAGUCAGAAUUUUAUAAAGAAAUAAUGGAGGAAAGGGUAGGUAGAAUGAGAUUAACAACAUUUUAAUAAAUUAUAUAUUAUUUUAUUACCAAGAAAA
Molecule: messenger RNA, 1929 nt
Organism: Acromyrmex echinatior (Panamanian leafcutter ant)
Lineage: Eukaryota; Metazoa; Arthropoda; Insecta; Hymenoptera; Formicidae
Product: beta-1,3-galactosyltransferase 5
Biological process (GO): protein O-linked glycosylation
Cellular component (GO): Golgi membrane
Molecular function (GO): hexosyltransferase activity
Source: RefSeq, a predicted model, not a curated record